AUGGCACAGCGUCACGCCAGACAGCCUCCGGUGGCAGCGCUCGUGACGGCCGCCGCUUUCCUGUCGGCGGCUUGCGCCCUCUCGGUGGCGGGCGACUCCCGGCCCGAGCCGGCGCUCGGAGGCGAGCCGGAGGCGGACUGCGCCACCACGGGCGCGUCGUGGCCCUGCGCCAAGGCCAAGCUGCUGCGCUUCGCCGUCAGGGCCGCCUCCUCACCACGGCAGGUGUUCCUGUGGGGCACGCUGUCGCUGUCGCCGCUGGGCUCUGCUGGCUCUCCCGUCCUCUCCAGCCAGGCGCCGCUGUUCCCGGGGUCUGCGCCGCGCGCCGGUGACUCCGAGGCGGACAAAGCCAGCAAGUUCGCUCUGCGCAUGCUCGAGCGGUACGCGCGCUCUCACGCGCUGCGCCUCGACCUGGCCCCGAGGGAUGACACCGACCGCCAGCUGGCGACCUCGGAGGCCCGCGGCAAGAAGAAGAAGGCGGCGAUCGUGCUGCCGCUGAUCCUCUUCAUGAAGCUGAAGGCGCUGCUGAUCCCCACGCUGCUGGGAGUGCUGUUCAUCAAGAAACUGCUCGUGCUCGCCGCCAUCUUCCUGCCGGCGCUGCUCCACUACCUCAAGGCCUGCAAGAUGCCGUACCACCACCACCACGCAGUGGCGUACCACGUACCGCACGGCGACUGGUCGUCCAGCGGCGCCGACCACUCGGCCACUGGGGUGGACGGCCCCACGGGCUACGGCGGGAGCGGGGGCCACUACGCCUCUCGUAAGCACCUGGCGGGCGGCCGACGCUCCGCCCUGCGUCGCCAGAGGUACUGACUGCCACACAGAGAUGACGGACGUACUCAGCUGCGAAGCAUUUCUCCUGUGACGUCUGUACGGACGCUGGUGUUUUGUUGACAGAUGACAGAGGUCGUCGAUGACGAACGGGCCUCAGUCUACCACAGGAUGACGAACAUUUCAUACGAUAGACCUAAGUUGACGUGAUAAACCAGCUAUACUAUUCAGUCGCUAAAUGACU
Messenger RNA from Schistocerca nitens (vagrant locust), 1012 nucleotides. RefSeq lists its product as uncharacterized. The transcript has 6 exons. The record is from RefSeq and is a predicted model, not a curated record. Bases 1 to 810 code for a protein of 269 amino acids. Lineage: Eukaryota; Metazoa; Arthropoda; Insecta; Orthoptera; Acrididae.